AUGAAUAAAAAAGCACCAUUAAUACAACCAUACCAAUAUCAACAACCACCACAACAAUAUGAAUCUUAUCAAAUUGCACCACCAAAUAUUGUUACACCAUUGGUUUGUCAAACUGCAAAAUAUCGUUUACAAGGUACAUUUUAUUCAGGAUUCUUUGAUAAUUUCCCAAUCGAAUUAAGUAGUUCACUCGCACCAGCAGACUUUAGUUAUGUAAUUAGAGAUAUUAAUGAUGCUAUAAACUAUAAGAAUGGAUUACGUAAAACUCUUUUAGUUGCAUUCGUCCUUUCAACUAUUUUAUUCUUUUUCAUCUUUAUUCCUUUUGUUUUUGUCUAUGUCAUUAUCCUCCCAAUUUCAAUUCUUCUCAUGGCAAUUUCUUUCUUUUCUUUUCUUAAAAUUCAAGCAAUAAUCACAAAGAGAGUUCAAGUCGUUGUUGAAAACUUUAAUAAAAUCUUCUCAAACAAUAAUAUUUCAAUGGAAAUCACUUCAGGAAGAAGAAAGCAUAUCCAUAUUAUUUAUCCAAUUUAUUACAAUAUCCAACCAGUUGUGCAAACUUUCCAACCAUUUCAACAACAACAACCAUCAUUUCAAGAACAACAACCACAACAACAACAACAACCACAACAAGUAAAUAUUUCCAAAGCCAAUGAAAAUGAAAACUCCUCACUUUUAGCUUAA
This is a messenger RNA of Dictyostelium discoideum AX4, 675 nucleotides long. RefSeq lists its product as hypothetical. The record is from RefSeq and is a predicted model, not a curated record. The transcript has a single exon. The coding region runs from base 1 to 675 and encodes 224 amino acids. NCBI's taxonomy places the organism in Eukaryota, Evosea, Eumycetozoa, Dictyosteliales, Dictyosteliaceae.